Pistacia vera is the source of this 1688-nucleotide messenger RNA. RefSeq lists its product as uncharacterized. Lineage: Eukaryota; Viridiplantae; Streptophyta; Magnoliopsida; Sapindales; Anacardiaceae. The record is from RefSeq and is a predicted model, not a curated record. The transcript is spliced from 4 exons. The coding region runs from base 133 to 1446 and encodes 437 amino acids.
GUCUAAAAGGAAAAAAGAAGUGUUCUUUUCCACGUUGAACGAUUGUUGCUUGGAAACUGUUGUGUCCUUCACGUUCAACAGAAAACCAGUACACUUAAUCUUCAACUUUUUCUAUUUCUCUUUCUAGCUUUAAUGGCAGCUCCUAACUCAUCAACAACACAGACCCCUCUUAUACAAACAGAGACGCCACCCCUACAACAAGAAGAUGUGGAAGUAAACGACACCCAACUCUCCAAAUCUCUGGAUCGUUUAGAGACCUUUCUCAGAAUCUUUGGAUUUUGCCAGUACUCUUUUUUACGCUUUAGUCUUUCGUGGUUUUGUUUUCUUCUUCUGUGUGUUGCUCUUCCCCUUUUCAUAAUCCAAUUAUCUUACUGUUCAAACUGUGAAAAGUAUGAGGUUAAAAACUUUGAGCUUGAGAUUCUCAUCUCCCAGUCUCUUGUUGCUGCCAUUUCUCUUCUCUGUGUUUCUCACAAUCUCCGCAAGUAUGGUGUCCGUAAGUUUCUCUUCGUGGACGGCCAACACGGUCACCUCGCCGAGUUUCGUCGAGAGUAUAUACAGAAGAUUCAUGGUUUCUUCAAAUUGUUGGGCGUUUGGAUUUUACCUUGUUUUCUUUUGAAGGCUGCCCGUGAGGUUAUACAUAUUGUCUAUGCGCAUCAAUCGUGGUGGCAAUCUGUUGGUAUAGUAGUUGCCUUGCUUGUAUCAUGGACUUACUCGACCAUUAUCUAUCUAUCUGGCAGUCUCCUGUUCCAUUUGGUGUGCAAUUUGCAAGUGAUUCACUUUGAAAAUUAUGGCAAACUUUUAGAAAGAGAUCUUGACGUUUCAGUGUAUAUCGAGGAACAUGUAAGGUUAAAGCAUCAUUUAUCUAAGAUAAGCCACAGGUUUCGAAUAUAUCUGCUUCUUGAGUUCUUGGUUGUGACAGCAACUCAAUUUAUGUCGCUACUGGAAACCACAGGGAACUAUGGGAUCAUCAAUUUCAUUAAUGGCGGUGAUUUUGCAGUCGCCUGUAUUGUUGAGCUUGUUGGGAUGGUAAUUUGCCUUCAUGCAGCUGCUAAGAUCUCACAUAGAGCGCAGGGUCUUGGAUCAGUUGCUAGCAGAUGGCAUGCUUCAAUCACAUGCAGCUCUAACGGUGCCUCUCAAUUGGGAAUCAAUAGUAAUGUUGGAAGCUUGGAGGCUGCAAAUCCUUCAUCCUCAAUACCUAUUAGCUACUCUGAAAGUGAUUUGGAGUCGGGUGACUAUGUGCCAAUGGCCACAAAUACUCAGUUGGCAUCUUAUAUGACCAUGUAUCACAAGAGACAGGCCUUUGUUACAUAUUUGCAAUCUAAUUCAGGUGGAGCCACUAUCUUCGGAUGGACUAUUGAUCGAGCUCUUAUCAAUACAAUUUUCUUCAUUGAACUCACUGUGGUUCUUUUUGUGCUUGGGAAGACCAUUACUUUCACUACAAAAUGACAUUCAUAGCAAGAUCUCUUUGGCAACUCACGUUUCUAUCCACCGAGUUUUUUGGUUACGGUUAUGGGUGGAAAUGGCGUCUGCUUAACUGAUAUUAUUACUUGAGAGGACACUUCAUUUGCUUCAGAUAAUGAGUAGCCAUGUAUAACAUCAUUUGGUACUUAUAAAUGACUAAUACAAAGCCUGUACCAAUAUAAAGACUAAUACAGAGCGUCUGCACCAAUAUAAAGUAUAAUGACGAA